This is a messenger RNA of Ascochyta rabiei, 363 nucleotides long. RefSeq names its product Methylated-DNA--[protein]-cysteine S-methyltransferase. The transcript is spliced from 2 exons. Bases 1 to 363 code for a protein of 120 amino acids. Gene Ontology annotation, biological process: DNA repair. NCBI's taxonomy places the organism in Eukaryota, Fungi, Ascomycota, Dothideomycetes, Pleosporales, Didymellaceae. The record is from RefSeq and is a predicted model, not a curated record. Gene Ontology annotation, molecular function: catalytic activity.
AUGUCAAAGGUACAAAAAGUCACGGAGUACCAAGAACGCGUCUAUGCACUCCUGCAGCAGAUACCCGAGGGGCGCAUCACAACAUAUGCUGCAAUGUCGAAAGCGUUGAACAGCUCUCCGCGCGCAGUUGGCGGCGCGCUGAGAAGCAAUCCAUUCGCACCCGAUAUACCUUGUCAUAGGUGUAUAGCUAGCACAGGUUUUGUUGGCGGCUUUAAGGGCGACUGGGAAAAAGUGCCAAGCGGGCAGAACCAAGAGUCGAAACGGAUGUUGCUUGAAGGCGAAGGCGUGUUAUUUGAUGCGAAUGGGUACUUGAUUGACAAGAAAGUCUUGUGGGAUGAGUUUGAUAUGAAGAAGUUGAGGUGA